Eremomyces bilateralis CBS 781.70 is the source of this 3223-nucleotide messenger RNA. RefSeq lists its product as uncharacterized. Gene Ontology annotation, biological process: chorismate biosynthetic process. The record is from RefSeq and is a predicted model, not a curated record. Lineage: Eukaryota; Fungi; Ascomycota; Dothideomycetes; Eremomycetales; Eremomycetaceae. The transcript is spliced from 4 exons. The coding region runs from base 152 to 2779 and encodes 875 amino acids. Gene Ontology annotation, molecular function: 3-dehydroquinate dehydratase activity; 3-phosphoshikimate 1-carboxyvinyltransferase activity; shikimate 3-dehydrogenase (NADP+) activity.
UACGUACCUGACGCAACUAAGAGGAAUAUCCCUGCAGAUUGACUCAAAGAUGAUACUUUCUGUAUAUUUUGGAGAGCGUACUCACCUGGGAGCUCCUCCUUUCUUUUCAAGAACGGUAAACGUGUGAGCGUUCUGUCCGGAUCCACUGGCGAUGGCUGCCAUGACCGGUGGCAAACGACGAUUCGAUGCAAUUAGUGAUUCUCAAGUCGAAAGGGAUUCACCGUGUACAUCAUCAUCGAGAAAUAUCCAGACUACGGAGUCUCGGUCGCAUGAGGAGGCAUCCAAUCGUCCCAGAACCAAGCUGAAGCGUUCCUCUUCGAACCUAGAAACGCAGACGGACACAUCGCGUCGUAAUUUCCCUCCCGAUGCUACUAUCGUACUUCUUGGUGUUCGGGGGUCCGGAAAAUCGACUUUGGGAAUCAUAGCCUCAAGGGCAUUCCAUCGGAAACUGGUCGAGUUCGAUGUCUGCUUUAAAGAGGCCACUGGCCAAACCGCAGUAUCGUAUCGGAAGGAGCAUGGAGCGACGGAACAUCAGAGAAAGCAAAUGGAGGUCAUGAGGGACGUCCUCUCCAACAAUGAGAAGGAUUGCGUCAUUAUUUGCGGUCUCCCUGCGAUGGAUAAGACGGUCCAGUUGCAAUUGCAAGAAUAUGCCCAGUCUCAUCCAGUCAUUCAUGUCAUGCGAGAACCGACGAGCGUGCACGAGUAUAUGCAAUCACCGAACGAGAAAUAUUCGGAACUCUUAAGAAUAUGCGAAUCGCUCUUUCGCCGGAUAUCCAAUCACGAAUUCUACAAUGUGUCAGAACGACCAAAUCGACCGAAUCCAAUGGCUGGAGGGGAGCCGCCAGGUGUCAGGUCACCAACUCCAUCCCUCACAUUGAAGCGUGCGGAAAGGCAUUUUUUAAAGUUCAUCACGCUGAUUUGCGCGAAACACAAUGUUUCUAGUCUGGAGUCAGCAUAUCCAUUGUCUCGUAUACAUUUGGAGCGACGAAGAUAUACAUAUGCCGUGUCUGUUCCACUGGCAAAUAUCCUCCCUGCCAAAUCAGAUAUGGAAUCGUUUGAAGCUGGCGCGGAUGCUUUUGAGCUUGUCAUCCCCAACGCAAUCCAAGAUCCGUUCCUAACGGAACAAGAAAUGAAUGACAUUAGCUACGCCAUCGGUCGAAUACGGAGAAAUACAUUGGUCCCGAUCAUAUACCAUGCGGAGGAUCAUUCGGCAGAUAGCCAGAACCAUCGUGCAAGAUACAUGGACUUGAUCCACCAUGGGCUAAGUUUGGCUCCAGAGUACAUCACGAUCGAUCUACGACUUUCGGACCAAGACAUAUCCAAAUUACUUCAUGAACGAGGUGGUACCAAGGUCAUGGCCGUUUUCACGGCGACUGAGCAUGAAUCCCUUCCAUGGAAUCAUGAGAUGUGGACUUCCCUAUACGAUCGAGCCGUCAACCUUGGUUUCGACCUCAUCCGUAUUACUCGCCUUGCUCCAUCAAACAUGGAUGAACCUUCACCUCAAUACGUGUUACCGAAGCCAUCGGCUUCGUCCAGAAUACCGGUCAUCGCGUACGACCUGGGUCCUCGAGGCCGAUCAUCCGCCUGCUUCAAUCCAAUACUUACGACUGUCACCCCAGAACCGAGGAGACCUGGAAACUUGAAUUCCCCCCACAUUACUGCUCGAGAUGCGACCAAUGCCCUGUUCAGUUCAUUUGUUCUGGACCCCAUGAAAUUUUAUAUCGUCGGUGCUAGCUCAUGGUAUUCUUUGUCUCCGGUGAUGCACAAUGCGGCAUACCAAAAUUACGGGAUGCCUCACGUCUUUCGUACACAUCAGACCUCCACAUUACAAGUCUUAGAAGAACUUGUGAAGGAUCACGAUUUUGGCGGUGCAGCUUUGACUCUACCUUUCAAGGUGGAAGUCAUCAAACUCCUUGAUCGGCUGAGCCGCCAUGCUCAGGCAAUCGGGGCAGUAAACACGGUCAUUCCCGUACGACAUUUGAAUGAUGAUGGUUCCGUCCCAUCCGAGUUAGCGAUGGCUCAAAACACCAAUCGUUCCGGGCCAGUGCAAGCCUUGUAUGGGGAAAACACCGACUGGGUUGGAAUUCGUGCUUGUAUCCAGCGUGGACUCUCUCCGGUGAAUGCCGUUGGACCGAAAUCUGCUGCAUUGGUCAUUGGUGCUGGAGGCAUGGCAAGAGCCGCAAUAUACGCGAUGUUGAACCUGGGAGUAAGGAAUAUCGUGAUCCUGAACCGCACAUUUUCGAAUGCUCAGCGCCUUGUGGAGCACUUCACCAGAAUACUCCUAUCUUCGGACGAAGGCAAUAGGUCGGCACAUUUCGAUCCCUUCCCUUCCUUCGUCCUUCCGCGGGGCGAGGUGAAAUUCCACGUGUUGCACUCUCGAGACGAUGUUUGGCCAGCCGAUUUCCGACAACCAACCAUCGUUGUGUCAUGUGUCCCAACCCAUAGAGUGGGCAACAAUCCUCCUUCGGACUUCACCAUGCCUUCCACAUGGCUUCAGAGUCCCACGGGCGGAGUAAUUCUUGAGGUUGCCUACAAAACACUCUCCACCCCUUUGCUCCGACAGAUUCGAGCCGAAGCGAGUCGGGGAUUUAUCCCGAUGGACGGGUUAGAUCUUCUACCUGAGCAGGGUUUUGCACAGUUUGAACUAUUCACAGGCAGAAGAGCCCCACGACGAUUGAUGCGAGAAGAAGUAUUACGCAAUUAUCGAGACGAGAAUGGUGAAAUGCAUGAAGAUCUCAUCAGGUCAAGACUAGCGGCAGUCAACGAGCAAGGUCCGUAGGAGACCACUCCCACCUCCACGCAUGUUUCCAUCUGGCAGCAGAGCCUUCAUCAUGUAUGAAUUGUUUCAUAUCUCUAAUGCACAUGAAGGAUUCCAUCGUAUGAAUCUAUGAGAUCUUCGUCGAUGAAUACCGGUGAAGCAAUUCCACCGAUUCAUUGUAUGUGAUCCGUGGAAUGUCUCUAUCCAACUCUCCAUAUGUAACCAUACUGGCCAUUUCCACGACCUUUAUCUCGUAGGCCACGUUUUUCACUUGUAAUACUAUAUAAAUUCCUGGGGAUACCUAUCAGAGUCCUGGUUUCUCGUUUCGUGUCAGCGAGUUUGCAAAGUCGGCAAUCUGGUGGUUGAAGUUUUGGUCGCCAGUGAAGCGCUGUCCAUUCAUCUGUCCUUGUUUCAACAUGUUUUGGGAAGCGGGUAUACUUCCGCAGUCCGAACGAGCCGUGUCAU